Tarenaya hassleriana is the source of this 885-nucleotide messenger RNA. RefSeq names its product glucan endo-1,3-beta-glucosidase 1. NCBI's taxonomy places the organism in Eukaryota, Viridiplantae, Streptophyta, Magnoliopsida, Brassicales, Cleomaceae. The transcript is spliced from 4 exons. The record is from RefSeq and is a predicted model, not a curated record. Bases 71 to 649 code for a protein of 192 amino acids.
UUUUCAAGAAAUUUAUUUCUGAAAAAAAAAUUAGAGAAUCGAUAUAUAUAAGCCAUCUGAAUGUCUCUAUAUGCUUAUACGGUUUAGGGUUUUGCUGCUUGCAUUCCCUCAAAUGAGAGAGAGAACGUGGAAGAACUUGCUCUUCUCGUUCCUCCUAUUACACAUGCUCAAUUCCCACAGCGUGGCGAAGAGGGAGGCGGUGAUGAAAUCGGAGGCCGUGGUUCCGAUAACGUCGAGGUCGCCGCCGGAGGGAAACGCGACGUUCUUGGAGGGGACGACGUGGUGCGUGGCAAGGCCUGGUUCGUCGCAGAUGGAUCUACAGAGGGCGCUCGAUUGGGCGUGUGGAACUGGAAUGGCUGAUUGUUCCGCCAUUGAAGAAGGUGGAGAUUGUUACGAGCCUAACACACUCGUCUCUCACGCCUCUUUCGCCUUUAACUCUUAUUACCAGACCAAUGGCAACAAUCUCAUCUCUUGUCAUUUCGGUGGAACUGCUGCCCUUACCAAGAUCAAUCCCAGCUACGGAAAAUGCUCGUAUGAUGCAUCCAAGUCCGUCGUUUCUGCUGCAAAACCUCUGUUGAAAUACAAAGCAAGGUGGCUUCUAGAAGAAAUCUUUCUUGUGUUUAUGCUGCUUUUGUAUUGGAGAAGCUGAUACGAUGUACGUAUGUAUCAGUACGCGUAUACGUAUAUACGUAAUAUGUAAGCUUCAUCGGGAAACCAGACCGCCGUCACGAAUACUUUUGGUCGGAAUCUUUGAUUUCCCGGGAAGAGAGAGUUAAAAAUUAAGACUUUGCAAAGAGUUUUGUACUGUAGUGAAUGUCACUUGUCUCUACAGUGUGUUUAAGCCUCUGUUUUCGUUUUAUAUCUUUGUUAUAUUUCAUCAUAUUA